AUGAAGUCCGGCUGUGAAGUGCGUCUAGUGACCUUGGUCCUUCUGAGCCUCUCGCUGGCUCCUGCGUGGGUGUUUGGAAAAUCGAUAGUGUCUUCCACAAGAACGGGCAGUUCUCCGAACGACCUUGAGCCAGCUGUGGGUGGGAGUUUGAGCUCCAAAGAUGGUGACCUUGACACGACCGCUAUCUCCGAGGAAAGCACACCCUCAACAGGUGCUCCCAACAUCAACAAAUCCCUCAACGAAGUGCCCACCUUCAACCGAGAGCAGGUUUCACUCGCCAUCCCAGCGGAGUUGUUUUCCGCAACGGCAAAUCUGACGCUACAACUGCGCAACUUCAUCGGUGACCUGAUCACGCGGACUUCAGUGCGGAUCGCGCAAGUGGUGCGGUUCUUUCAACCCCUGUUCGGAUACCAUCUGAUGAUCGACAUCCCGAAGGAGCUGGACGUGUGAUCGCGGG
Anopheles nili is the source of this 457-nucleotide messenger RNA. RefSeq lists its product as uncharacterized. NCBI's taxonomy places the organism in Eukaryota, Metazoa, Arthropoda, Insecta, Diptera, Culicidae. The record is from RefSeq and is a predicted model, not a curated record. The transcript is spliced from 2 exons. The coding region runs from base 1 to 450 and encodes 149 amino acids.